GUUCCCCAAUAUUUACUUCAAAAUGGUUACGUUGGUAUAGCUUGUACACAACCACGUCGAAUCGCUUGUACCGCAUUAGCACGUCGAGUUGCUUAUGAAACCCUUAAUGCCUAUGGAAGUGAAGUGGCAUAUCAAAUAAGUUUAUUUUACUUCACUUUCCCGAGUCACAUACCAGCGAUUUUGUUAGGUUUGAAACUACGAAAUCCAAAACGAACGAAAAUGCUGUUCCUGACCGAAGGCUUGUUGCUCCGUCAGAUGGAAAAUGAUUCUCUCCUCCAACAGUAUAACGUAGUAAUACUUGAUGAAGUGCAUGAGCGUCAUCUGAGCAGUGACUUACUCAUUGGACUUCUUCGCGAUCUGAAUUGGAAAGAGAGAUGA
This is a messenger RNA of Cooperia oncophora, 378 nucleotides long. The record is from the annotation of a GenBank genome assembly. NCBI's taxonomy places the organism in Eukaryota, Metazoa, Nematoda, Chromadorea, Rhabditida, Trichostrongylidae.